Cryptosporidium ubiquitum is the source of this 2382-nucleotide messenger RNA. Its product is annotated as splicing related protein. Lineage: Eukaryota; Apicomplexa; Conoidasida; Eucoccidiorida; Cryptosporidiidae. Gene Ontology annotation, cellular component: ribonucleoprotein complex; nucleus; cytoplasm. The record is from RefSeq and is a predicted model, not a curated record. Gene Ontology annotation, molecular function: mRNA binding. The coding region runs from base 1 to 2382 and encodes 793 amino acids. The transcript has a single exon.
AUGACAACGAACAUUUUUGCAGGUAAUACAGGAGAUGAAGCUAGCUCAUCUAGAAUAAUUAUAAAAAAUCUUCCAAGUUAUCUUUCAGAAAAAAGAUUAAGAGAUCAUAUAUCCUCGAUUGGGUGCAAUAUAACUGAUGUCAAAAUAGUUAAAAAAAGGUCAGAGAGCAAUCCAAAAGUAGAAUCUAGCAGGAAGUUUGGUUUUGUUGGCUUUUAUUCUGAAGAAGAUGCAAAAAAAGCUUUAGAAUACUUUAAUGGAACAUUUAUUGAUACUUCUAGAAUUCACGUCCAGUAUGCCUUCCCUCCAGGUUCAGAUUUACUUCCCAGACCUUGGAGUAAAUAUUCCGUUGGCAGUUCUCAGUAUAACAAGAGGAAUAAUAUUAAAGAAAACACGCAGGUUAUUGAUAAGGAACCAGUAACUUUAAAUAAAGAAGAUGAUUCGAAGAAAGAAAACUUUAAGAAAUGGAUUUCUCAAAAGAACUCAAACAAGAGUUGGUUAGACUCCGCAGAUCUUUUGGAUAAUAGUGAAAUUAACUCCGUUAAGAAAGAUCAUUCUAGCAAAGUUUCAAGUGAAAUUGUGAAACCUACAAAAGCUGGUGUUUCAAAUAUAAGGAAGCAUAUACAAUUUUCUGAAUCUGAGUCAGAUUUAGAUUUAGAGUCUGAAACUAAACAUGAAACAUCUAAUGAUAAUAAUGAUAACUCCAGUACAAACGUAUCAGAUUCUGAAUUAUUAUCUGAAUCUAAUAUAAACUCGGAAAAUGAUCAGGAACCUGAGGAAGUAGUCGAUAUUGGGGAGCAAAUAGCCACAUCUCCUGUUGAAACUUCUAGACUAAUGGUGCUAAAUAUUUCCUAUUUUACAACAGAAGAAGAUUUGAGUAGGUUCUUUUCCAAAUGGGGUGAGGUUAAAUCAGUAAGUAUUAUUCGUUCACCAGAUUCUGGAGUUUCAAAAGGAUAUGGAUUUGUCCAAUAUGAGUUUUCUGAGCAUGCAAUUUCUGCUUUAUCUCAAGCUCAUUUAUCUCUUCUCCAUGGAAGAGUCUUAAGAGUGUCUCCAGCUUUCAAUAAGCCAACAAAAACAAUUACUGAUUCUUUAAACGAAUCCAAUGUAAUAAUACACUCCAAUUAUAAACUCAAGGCUUUAAACAAGAAAAAAGAAUCCUCAACAGACAAAAAAACUUGGAAUUUGCUUUAUAUUAGUGGGAAUUCAGCAGUUAAUGCUUUUAUAGAUAAUGAGGAUAUUAAAAAACAUGAAAUUGUUGAUGUGCAAGCUCCAGAUUUAGCCUCUAGAGUAUCUUUAAUGGAAACUCACGUGAUUUCCGCCACAAAAGAGUGGUUAAAAAAAGAGGGAAUUUCUGUUAGAGCUUUUGAGGUGGAAGGAAGUGAUAUAUUUUCAGCAAAAUUAAAAUUUGAGGGAGUUGAGAAUACAGAAAGGAGCAGGGAUACUAUCAUCAUUAAACAUCUACCUUCAGAGCAAGUAACAUUAUCUGAACUUCAAAAAAUUUGUUCUCCUUUUGGUAGAAUCAACAGAUUAUGCUUAAGUCCAAGCAAAACUAUUGCGAUAGUACAGUUUUUAGACGAGUCCUCAGCAGACUCUGCUUUUAAGAGAUUGGCAUUUAAAAGAUUCAAAAGUGUUCCAUUAUACGUAGAAUGGGCACCUGUUUGUUUGUUUGUCUCAGAAACAGAAACCCAAGAACAAAAAGAAUCGGGAAAUAUACUUUUGAAUAAAGAAGCUUUGAAAAAUGACGAAGAUUUGGACAAUACAAAUGCCGUCCACGUAUUUGUCAAGAAUUUGAGUUUUGAGACUACAAAAAAAGCUCUUGAAAAUCUCUUUAAGGGAGUUGAAGGAUUUAAAGGAGCUACAAUUACAAUGAAGUCUCAUUCAGACUCUGAUGGAAAUAUUAUCAAGAAAUCAAUGGGUUAUGGUUUCCUUGAAUUUAAAACAAACGAAAAUGCCAAAGAGUGUGUCAAAAGGAUGCAAUCAAUCACUUUGGAUGGACACACAUUGGAACUCAAAAUCUCUAAGAGCUCCAAAACUUCUCAAGUGGUUAGUAACACUUCACUCCCUUACGGAACCAAGCUUAACGAUAUUGGAGUAAAAAAUGUAUCAAAUAAACUUCUUAUCAAGAAUCUUCCAUUCCAAGCAACUAAAUCUGACAUUAUGUCCUUAUUCAACUCUGUGGGUACAGUGACUUCUAUUAGAAUCCCAAAAAAAUCAGAUGGAACAAACAAGGGAUACUGUUUUGUCGAAUUUCUUGGGAAAUUAGAGGCUAUUUCAGCAUUAGAACAGUUCCAACAUACUCACUUGUACGGCAGACAUUUGAUUAUUGAGGUGGCAGAGAACGACGAUGACUCUUCUUCUAAGAAAAAAAAAAUAAAAAGUAGCUAA